AGACCCAUCGAGUGAAAAAAGGCCUUUUGCUACUCUGGCCAAGAAAUUACAUUUACAAACUUGCGCCGCCGCCUACCCUCCGCCGCUUUCACCGAAGUGCCGCUAGCUGUUCAUAAAUCCAGCUUUCCUCAGUUAUCUUUAAACACUUUAAAACAACCUAAAAUUUCUCCACUUCUAAAGCAGAUAGGAAUGACUGAGAAUGUGAAGAGAGAGGACAAGGAGGAAGAAUGGGUGGACUUCUACAUACGCGUCAAGUUUGUAACGAACAAGGAGAAAACAAAAGUACUAUUCGCAGAAGCUGGCAGCGAUUUUGCAGAUGCUUUGUUAACCUUCUUACUUAUACCAUUGGGAACGAUUGUAAAAUUCGUAAACAAGUACUACAAAGAUAAGGCUCCGGUCAUUGGAAGCUUGAGCACUUUGUACAAUGCCUUAGAAAAUCUUGAUGACAUCCAUUUCCCGAACAAAGAUGCUAAGACACUAUUGCUUAAUCCAAAAGGUCUACUUUCUAAACACGAUUGGCCUGAUUAUGAUCCAGGUUUCACUGAAAGUACAGCUUCCUUCGUUAUCAGUGAUGAUCUGAGGGUGAUGGGUAGCGUGGAAAGCUCCGUCAUGUCUACUCUCACCAGUCUCGGGAUCGGUUUGGUAGACAUGGACGGGGCUGAGACAAGGGACGUGACUUUCGGAUUCAGAAAGAUCCUGAAGUUGUUGAUAUUUUCAUUGGUGUAUCGGAAUCCAUUGACUGCCUUCCUGCUCGGUGGCCAUGCCUAUGGGGUUGCUGCUAGCCGAGCAGAGCAGGGCAACAUCGUGAAUCAGAUUGGCAAGAGAACCCAUUCUAUAAACUCGAAGAAGAUGAUUUUGAAAGCCAUGAUGCAAAAAUCUACUAACAUGUUGCUUUUUGCUCAGGCGCAACACGACUUUGUGAGUUUUCUUUUCGGUUUGCUCAGCAUUCCUUUAGGAAAGGUGGAGUGGUAUUUGCACAGCGACACGGGGUUUAGGGCCAUUGAUAAUUUGCACAGGAGCAUUCCAGAUAGUUUGUUCAGAACUAGUCUUAUGGAUCUUGAGGACAGAAAUAUGCUAUUCAAACCGUCCUUGUCUAACGACGACGACAGCGAUGAUGAUAGUACUUCUAAGGGGACUCCUAGUCACCAUCGUCAGACCGGCUAUGGCUUUUCUAACGAGUAUAUUCCCCUCAAUUUCGACCCAAGUGAGAACCAGUUUCAUGUUCGAGGGUCAAGAGUGUAUAUGGUAAGUGAUGAUUUAACCAUUACACCGUUGAGUAUAAUGUCGAGUGUCUUUGUUAUCAACGAGAUGAAGGUCCCGUUGUCUGAUGUGGAAGAAGUGGAGCUCCAAGUUGGGUUGGAAGAGGGUUUAAGCAUAUUGAGAGCGGCUCUUACGUCGACCAAAGCCUUGAGUGAUGGCCUUUUGAAGCCAAUAUUGAAGAAAAAAGGAAAUCAACAAAAAUGAGUCAAUCGAUCUGUAUUCUAUAACGCUAAUUUAUUCAUUUUGAUGUUUAGACUUAUUUUGUGUCAAGUUGGUCUUAUCCUAGGCAGAUUUUACUAACGAUUUGUGAGAGAUUUUCUUGACAUUUUGGAUUACUUUUUUCAGCUUUAGCAUUGUAGUGCAGUCUUGCCUUUGAUGGGAAAAGGUCCGUUUGUGACA
Molecule: messenger RNA, 1659 nt
Organism: Salvia splendens (bonfire salvia)
Lineage: Eukaryota; Viridiplantae; Streptophyta; Magnoliopsida; Lamiales; Lamiaceae
Exons: 4
Coding region: 190-1464 (424 amino acids)
Source: RefSeq, a predicted model, not a curated record